UGGGUCUGGACAAUAGCCACACCUUAUAAAUGGUUCCGAACCCCAGGGAUGAAGGAUGUACCAUGGCAGAGAUUUUAUCUUGAAUAUAAGUCUUCUCUUCCAUUUGUGCUGUACCUCAUUGUGAACUUGUCUAGGGGGGUGGCAUCUCGUUUUUCUUUUCUAACAUACAUACUUGAAUAUAGCAAUCUAUUGAUGAUAGAAACAUACGGGCCGAAAUCUAUCCUCGGCACAACGUGUGCAAAUUAAGAACCUUAUUGAUAAAGCACAUGCAAAAUCAUAUCAGCUUGAAUUUCCCACUAGGAUUUUUAAAAUAUAACAAGGCUAAUCGUGCUGCAUUUUAAGCAGGAAUACUUUAUGUGCGAGGUAGCCGUGUAAGACACGACAUUUACACUAGAAAACAGGGCGCAAGGUAAGCAAUCACAUUCGUAUUUAUGAAAGUGGUCGACAAACAACUGAAAGAGUACGUGUGCUCUAAUGUGCGGACACACUGGAAGCGCGGCUGGAAGCGCAUGCGCGAUGAGACACCGGCGUCUCCCUUAAGAUAGGCUUAGGAGGGAGACAGAGACGCUGGAAUAAAUAGAUAAGUAAGCAAAUAAAUAAAUGCAUUCCGGAAGGCUGCACAUCUCAGUGGCAGCCGUGGGAUGGAGCAGUACGCGUGAUCUCCGGGGAGCGGGUUUAAGGCAAGUCAAACCUUGUGCUCAACGGUUUCGUGGUUUCCUUCGACAAUUUUAGAGGGUUUCGGUUUCCUUUCUUUAAUCUUUUUCCCCCCAUGACCUCCACUUUAGUUUCCACUGUUAACCUUAUUAAGAAAGAAGGCUACUCCCGUCACUUUUUAUACACCGAUGCACGGCGAGGAUAAGGAAAGAGGAGAGUUGAAAAAUGUGACAAAGGAUUACCGGCGAGGUAUUCGGAUGGAAAGAGCCACGCAAACGGCGUCCCUAAGCCCGCCUGCUCGGAACUGGCUUCUACUGCACGGAGCGGCGCUCUCUCCUGCCUGUUGGCUUCGGCCGCCCCUGUGAGAAGGGGCACAACGUGGGCAUCAGCUGAACCAAGAAAUUCGCUCUACGAAAUCACCGGGGACUCCACAAGAUUAUCAGCAGUAAGCACAGGAUGCAGUAGUAAGCUGCAAUGACAGUGAGCACCACCUUCUGGUUCCUGGAACAAUACCUUCAUCUGUACUAGGAUGCUUGCUCUGGACCAGACCCACCCAAUUGUUUCUCCUUUUGCACGGCUCACUGCCCACCAGCCCAAUCGCGCCUUCAGGCUCCACCAUGAAUGAUGAGCAGAUCCUCAACAGCAACGCACUGGCCUGGCUGGUCUGCUCAGGCGUCUCGAUCCUGGCCAAUACCUGGGGGAUACUGAGUGUGAGCGCCAAACAAAAGAAAUGGAAGCCCUUGGAAUUCCUAAUUUGCACAUUGGCUGGCACACAUAUCCUGAACAUGGGCAUUCCCAUCACAAUGUAUUCCGUCAUCCAACUACGACGGCAGCACUCAGACUAUGAGUGGAACGAGGGUCUCUGCAAGGUGUUUGUAUCCACCUUUUACACUUUGACACUUGUCACAUGCUUCUCUGUUACUUCUCUGUCCUAUCAUCGCAUGUGGAUGGUCCGUUGGCCUGUCAAUUACAGGUUAAGUAAUACAAAGAAGCAAGCAGUUCACACAGUGAUGGGCAUAUGGAUGGUCUCUUUCAUUUUGUCUACACUACCAGCUGUGGGAUGGCAUGACACCACAGAGCGCUUUUACGCUCGGGACUGCCGUUUCAUUGUCACUGAGAUAGGCCUGGGCUUUGGAGUGUGCUUCUUGCUCCUGAUUAGUGGGAGUGUCAUCAUGGGAGUAGUUUGCAUUGGCAUUGCCCUUUUUCAGACUUUUUCAAUCCAGACUGGACACAAUAUUGACAAGAAUAAGUUUAAUGUCCCAACAAUAGUUGUGGAGGAUGCUCAGGGCAAGCGAAGAUCAUCCAUUGACGGUUCAGAACCCAUCAAGACGUCUCUCCAAAUAACUUAUUUAAUCAGUGGAAUAGUUUUUAUCUAUGAUUUUUUAACUGGAUUCCCAAUUUUGGUGGUGAGCUUUGCCAGUCUGAAGUACGACCGCUCCUACAGCUGGAUGGUCCUCUGUGUGCUCUGGUGCUCCAUUGCUCAGUCCAUCUUACUCCCGAUGUUCUUGUGGGCCUGUGACCGCUACAGGGCCGAUGUCAGGAUGGUCUGGGAGAAGUGUGUCGCCAUAAUGUCCAAUGAUGAUGUUGAUGACGAAAACAGCCAGGAUGGAGGAAUUCAUCCGGAUUUAAUUUAUGACAGACCAUAUGACUAUAGCUGCGCGGCGGAUAUUGUGACGGUAGACCGUAUUGCCAAGUAUGAAUUCUCCGCCCUAGAAAGGGGCGUCUCCCAGAUUUACCCAAUGAGACAACUGCAGGAAGAUAAAAUGCAGUAUCUGCAGGUGCCUCCUACCAGAAGAUACUCCCACGACGAAACCGACAUGUGGAACAGCGGCCAGAUCCCGGCCUACCUCCACCGCUGGGGGUCCACCGAGAACAUCGUUGGGAUCCCACAUUACAGCUCUCCUCAGCACGAGAGACGGAGAAGCAGCCUGGUCUCUUACCACGAGGAGAACCUAUCAUACCACAAGAGGAGGAAAUCAGAAGAGAGCGUGCUAUCUUUGAAGCAGCUCCCCCGAGAGGAGCGCUACGAGGACGACCUGAGGUGUUUCAGCCGGGACGAGGUGGUCAACUUUAUCGAUGAGACACCACUACCUAGCCCCAUGAAAAGCCCUCUGCGCUCUUCUUCCAUUUCUCUCAUCCCAGAUAUCUAUGAGCAGCGUGCUGGACUAUACCCUCACUUUCCAUUGACCAAUUUCGAAAGGGAACCACAAGUCCUGCGCCGGCUGACAGAGCAGGGGAAAGGGUGUUUGGCUGCAGGGCAGGUGUCUGAUGUGUCAAAGAGUAAUGAGACAGCAUUGUGUUCUGGAGGCAAUGGUAUGGCAAUCGCUGGCAGCAGUGUUAGGGACCCACAGAACACCCAACAGUCAGCCCCACUGCCCUGUAGCACUCUGCGUACUGGCGAUCAUUUUGCUGGGAGGUUACGGACAGGUCUCAGUGGGAGCAGUAGCUGGGGUGAUCAGGACAAACUGAGCAAAGUCGAGAGUCGGGGCAGUACAAACAGUUUCUUGAGCUCCCCUUCGGCCUCUUCUGGCUACAUCACCUUCCAUUCAGACUCCAUUGGAUCAGCAUCUUAGGCAAAACUGCGCUGCUCUCCAGCCGAUAGUCUUCUUCCACUGAGUGUGGAAUGUUAAUAGCAUUUUACUGUUAUUUUCUUUUUUGUAUCAUGUAAAAGGUUUAUCAACAUGGAGCUUCUUUGCGAGCACCAAAGAUGAUAUUUUUUGUCAAUUUUGUUGAAUACAAAAACUUUUUUAAAAAAAAAAAAAGGAAAGAAAGAAAAUAAACAAAAAGAGGAUAUGAUACUUGGUGGCUUUUCGAUUGUUUUUCUUCGUACCAGCUCAGAUAGACCCAGAGGAAGGUGUAUUUUUACUCAAAAGGCAUUAUAAGAAGUAGACGUCUUUUCCACUCCUACUUUGGAAAACUUAACUGGAGGCAAUAAUUUCCUGGGUGUAUUUUAGAAAAUACUUCACUUUGAAAGUUCAUUUCUGGUGGCCGACCAGCAAUCAGAUAGAAUUCUUUUUAUUACCACAGUUAUUCUUAAGAAUUUUAUGGAUUUUGUAUUCCUGGGCUGGAAGACCAAAGCCAUAUUUAACUUAUGCGUUGUUUGGGCCCAUAUGACAAGAAAAUAUAUUUUCAAUAUAUUUUUUAUAUAUAUGGGACAUACUUUCUUAAUAUAUAAAGGGUGAAAAUAAAUAAAUACAUGAAAAAGGUACAGCUUCAAAGUUGUGUCGUAAUUUGUGUUUUAAAUAUAUGGCGCAUAUGUUCAGUUCUGUUUAUGCUUCCUUGUUAUUACAUACCAUGAAAAAUAUGUUGCUUAUAAAUAAAUAAACAUAUACAGGUAUUCUAUUUAAUUUCAUUCUGAUUUAAGGAACUGAUUAUGAAAACUUUUCAUAAAAGUGAAUUUUUUUUUGUCUGUUUUUUUUUUUUUUUAUAGGCCAGGGGCUUUAGAUGGUUUACUUGUCUUUAUUUCUUGUUUUUGAUGUUCCUUAUCUAUACCCUCUCUGAGUGUCCCUCGAGCACUGUAGUGCUAACAGCUUGUGCUUCUUGUGAAUGGAAGCCAUCAAGUGCCCGUUUUGGAUAAAAUAUCUAGAAUUUCUACUCCUCGGCUCCCUUUUUAGUCGUAAAAGUGGCUCAGGUGAAUCUGUCUUGUUUUACUUUGCUGAUUUUCAGUAAACUGGGUUUCCCCUCACUUUGUUUAUUUUGUGUGUUUGUUUAGGUAUUCUGUUUUGUUUUUGUUAAUUUU
Molecule: messenger RNA, 4393 nt
Organism: Polypterus senegalus (gray bichir)
Lineage: Eukaryota; Metazoa; Chordata; Cladistia; Polypteriformes; Polypteridae
Product: probable G-protein coupled receptor 153
Exons: 6
Coding region: 1272-3227 (651 amino acids)
Biological process (GO): G protein-coupled receptor signaling pathway
Cellular component (GO): membrane
Molecular function (GO): G protein-coupled receptor activity
Source: RefSeq, a predicted model, not a curated record